AUGACAGGAAAGACCAUCUCUGAGUCCCGCAUCUGUGGUCCAGAGGAGUCAGCAUCUGAGCCUGCCAAAGUGCCCACCCCAGAGUCCUCUGGAGAGGUGACAACACCAGAGUCCUCUGAGGGGGAGCAGGUUCCCCCACCACGGGAGCCUGUACCUGAGGCCCCUGCCCCAGCAGCCCCCACACCUACUAAGACUACACCCCCAAGCGAAGAUGUGCCCAGUGCCCCAUUGCUGCUGACCGUGGAGGAUGUGAGCAGCAGUUCAGUGACUGUGAGCUGGGAGCCCCCGGAGAGGCUCGGGAGGCUGGGGCUUCAGGGCUACAUGUUGGAACGCCGCCAAGAUGGAGCCUCAGAGUGGGUGCCUGUGAACGCCCGGCCCAUGAUGGUGAACCAGCAGACCAUACGGAACCUGGCUCUGGGAGACAAGUUCUUCCUGCGUUUGACUGCAGUGAGCUCCGCAGGGGCCAGCCCGCCAGCUGUGUUGGACCAGCCUAUCCACAUCCGAGAGAUCAUCGAGGCCCCCAAGAUCCGAGUUCCCCGACACCUUCGUCAGACCUACAUCCGUCAGGUGGGAGAGUCUGUAAACCUACAAAUCCCCUUCCAGGGAAAACCCAGGCCUCAGGCCUCAUGGACCCACAACAGCCAGCCUCUGGACAGCCAGCAGACCAGUGUGCGAACUGGGGACCACGACUCCAUCCUCUUCAUCCGCAAGGCCCAACGCUCAGACUCAGGCCGCUACGAGCUCACCUUGAAGCUGGAAGGCCUGGAAGCCAAGACAGCCAUUGACAUCCUAGUGAUCGAGAAACCUGGGCCACCCAGCAGCAUUAGACUACUGGAUGUCUGGGGCUGCAACGCUGCCCUUGAGUGGACGCCACCCCAGGACACGGGCAACACAGAGCUACUGGGCUACACCGUGCAGAAAGCAGACAAAAAGACAGGGCAAUGGUUCACAGUGCUGGAACGUUAUCACCCCACUACCUGCACCAUCUCCAACCUCAUUGUCGGCAACGCUUACUCCUUCCGGGUCUUCUCAGAAAACCAGUGUGGACUCAGCGCCUCCGCCGCUGUCACCAAGGAGUUCGCCCACAUCCAGAAGGCAGAUACUGGAGCCAAAUCUAAAGAAUUUACUGAGCGAGACUUUUCAGAAGCUCCUUCGUUCACCCAGCCCCUGGCAGACCACACCUCCACCCCUGGCUACAGCACUCAGCUGUUCUGCAGUGUCCGAGCAUCUCCCAAGCCUAAGAUCAUCUGGAUGAAAAACAAGAUGGACAUCCAGGGAGACCCCAAAUACCGUGCCCUCUCAGAUCAAGGCAUCUGCACUCUGGAGAUUCGCAAGCCCAGCCCCUUCGAUUCCGGCGUCUACACCUGCAAGGCUAUCAAUGGGCUAGGGGAGGCAUCUGUGGACUGCAAGCUGGAGGUCAAAGGCUGGAGCCAGAACCCAGGGGUGGGCCUGGAACGUGACCCUACAGAGGGCUGCGUGCUGCACCCUCACCCCACAGCCCAACUGGGGAAGGCGCAGGGAGACAAGUGGGAGAAUAGUUGA
Chrysochloris asiatica (Cape golden mole) is the source of this 1542-nucleotide messenger RNA. RefSeq names its product myosin binding protein H (gene MYBPH). The record is from RefSeq and is a predicted model, not a curated record. The transcript is spliced from 11 exons. Gene Ontology annotation, molecular function: protein binding. Lineage: Eukaryota; Metazoa; Chordata; Mammalia; Afrosoricida; Chrysochloridae. Bases 1 to 1542 code for a protein of 513 amino acids.